Molecule: messenger RNA, 1131 nt
Organism: Monoraphidium neglectum
Lineage: Eukaryota; Viridiplantae; Chlorophyta; Chlorophyceae; Sphaeropleales; Selenastraceae
Product: ubiquitin carboxyl-terminal hydrolase 5/13
Exons: 11
Coding region: 1-1131 (376 amino acids)
Biological process (GO): protein deubiquitination
Molecular function (GO): zinc ion binding; cysteine-type deubiquitinase activity
Source: RefSeq, a predicted model, not a curated record
AUGGCGCCGGUGGACGAGGCAGUCCUGGAUCGCGUGAGGCAGGGAAUGCGCGGCCUCAAGGCGCCCGGCCACUUCGACAAAGUCUACAAGGACGAGUGCAUGUACAGCUUCGAUACACCCUUCUCUCCGGGCGGCCUGUACGGCUUUGGCGCUGACUACGUGGCGUUGGAUCAUGAAAAGACUGGCAACACACUGUACCUGCAUGAGUCAUGGACCAAGGUUCCGGUAGCUGAAGAGGCAGGGGACGACAAGGAAAAGGCCCCCACAAAGCUGGCAAUUGGCGUGGAGGGCGGCUUCAACACGGAGGGCCCGCGCACCGUGACCGUCAAGGAGCACGCGCUGGUGGUGCUGCCCUCCAGGGAGCGUGUGGCGCUGCCCUGCCCCGACCUGCCUGAGCUCGUCAUCGGCGUGUGCGACGCAGUCACGGCCCACGAGAGCGCCACCACCCAGGAGACGGUAUCUGCCUGGGAGGAGGAGCGGCGCGUCAGCAAGUACGCGGCAGGCCUUGAGCAGCUGGACACCGGCAAGCGCAUCAGCCCCAACCCCAAGGACUGGAAGUGCGACGAGACGGGGGUGGCGGAGAACCUCUGGCUCAACCUCUCCACGGGCCACAUCGGGUCGGGGCGUCAGAACUGGGACGGCAGCGGCGGCAACGGCGCCGCCAUGCGCCACUUUGAGGCCACUGGGUCCAAGUACCCCCUGGUGGUCAAGCUGGGCACCAUCACGCCCUCAGGUGCUGACGUGUACAGCUACGCCGCUGACGAGGACGACAUGGUGACAGACCCCCUGCUGGACAAGCACCUGCGGCACUGGGGCAUCAACAUGCUGCAGAUGGAGAAGACUGAGAAGACAAUGGCGGAGCUGCAGGUCGACCUCAACAUGCGUUUUGAGUUCGACGCCAUCACCGAGGCCGGGGCCCACCUCGCGCCGCUGUCGGGCCCGGGCCACGUGGGCUUGGUCAACCUGGGGAACAGCUGCUACAUGAACAGCUGCCUGCAGGCUCUCUUCAGCCUGCCAGAGGUCGCGCCGCGCUACGUGGCGGCGGCGCCCGCCCUCUUUAAGAGUGCGCCCCCUGAGCCGGCGGGCGACCUCCUCACGCAACUCGCCAAGGUGGGUGCUGGCCCCAACUGA